Molecule: messenger RNA, 5456 nt
Organism: Patella vulgata (common limpet)
Lineage: Eukaryota; Metazoa; Mollusca; Gastropoda; Patellidae
Product: SPRY domain-containing protein 3
Exons: 11
Coding region: 193-1467 (424 amino acids)
Molecular function (GO): protein binding
Source: RefSeq, a predicted model, not a curated record
GCUGGUUUCUACGCGUACUUUGGAAUCUAGUACAGAUCUACAAAUCGUUGUUGGGUAAAUGUCUCCAGAGAUGAUAUUAAAAUUAAGUAUUGAGACGGUUAUAAUGUAGCACAACUGAUAUUCCUUUUACUGUACUGUAGGCUACUGUUUGACUUCAGCUGUAUACACAAACAAUCCAUAAUAUUAUUAUUAAUGGAGGCAUUUCUUCGCAACCAAAUUCUGAAUGUUUGUAGAGUUCCUAACAGACAGGCAGUUUUAGCUGGUCCAAAAGAAAUGCCAAAACAUCCACGAAGUGAAAGGGUCAGCGUUGAUGGUGACAUUUUAAGUUAUCAAGCGAAUGAUGAAAAUAAUGUUGGUGUAUAUAUAGCUCCCGCACCCUUAACACCACAGGACAAUUAUUUUGAAGUGGAGAUACUGGAUUCUGGAAUACAAUCUGGUGCACCAAUAUGUAUCGGACUGGCACCAUAUAAAUAUAGUUUAGAUGAUUUACCUGGAACAAGAUAUUUUUCUAUUGGUUUUCACACAGAAGAUGGAAAAAUACACAAGUCUCGUGAAGUUGGUAAUCCAUUUGGUCCUAAGUGUGGUGUUGGCGAUAGAGUAGGCUGUGGUAUUAAAUUUGAAAAAUUAGAAGGUUGUGCUGAACAACCAAAAAUUGUUAAAGUUUUUUUUACAAGAAAUGGCAAAGAGAUUGGAACUGUAGCAUUUCCAUAUUUACCUGGUGGAUUUCAUCCUGCUGUUGGUUUUGAUAGUGAAGGUGAAGUCAAACUGUCAUUAGAUGCUGAAUGGUAUAGAGAUGAUAUAAUGUUAAUGGCUGUUGACUGUAGUGAAGAUGAAUGGUCUAGAUUACACGAUGUUAGAUUAAAUGGUGUGGUUAUUGAGUAUGCUGGUCGUGGUAAAAGUAUAUUGGAUGUUGGCUUGGCUCAGGCUAAAUCACCACUUGAUACAACGUUUCAUUAUUUUGAAAUUGAGAUAGUUGAUCCAGGGGAGAAUUGUUAUAUAGCUAUUGGUGUAGCAAGACAGAACUACCCUCCAUAUCGUCAUCCAGGUUGGAAUAAAGGUUCUAUAGCUUAUCAUGCAGAUGAUGGUAAAAUAUUUUUAGGAUCAGGAGUUGGGGAUCCAUUUGGACCAAAAUGUCAUAAGGGCGAUAUAAUGGGCUGUGGUAUAUUAUUUCCGGCUGACUAUGAUAGUGAGUUGGAUAGUGAACUGUCUCCAGAUGACCCUGAUGAUGAAAUUCCCAACUCUAAUGAAGACGAAAUUUGUCCAGAUUCUGAUAACGAUGAUGAGGAGGAACCUUGGGAAAAAUCAAACAAUGAAUCUGGUACUCAUGUUCAGGUAUUUUUUACUCACAAUGGAAAACUUAUAGGUAAACGACUAACUACAAUACCAAAAGGUGGCUUCUACCCUACCAUUGGUAUGCUGAGUUCAUGUGAACGAGUGAGAGUUGACCUACGACCUUUAACAGGGUAAUGCUCCCAUUAAGUCACAAAUACAUUUUAUUUUUAAAAAAGGAAAAAAAAAUUAUUAUUAUCUUUGUUAAUGCCUUUUUGAAUUAUCUUUCUAGUUUUUCUCUUUUGUUGAAAUGUAUUUUGUCAAUUUAACAAAUAUUACGACUGUUAAUGACACAUAGAUUGUGCCCAAAACUUUACUUCAGUUAUUUUAAUAUAUUAUUCAUUAUUAUAAAACUUAGAUUGUUUUCAUCCAUUACGUGGGAUGAUAUAUGGUUGUGAAGAAUCAUACAUUCUAUUUGAAAAAAUUCUGACAAUUUACAGUUGUAUACAGGUUGAAAAUGUUUUAGGUAAGCAAAUUAUCUAUGUAUGUGUAAUCAUACAUAAAACAAUUUCUUUUUUCUGGGAUCCCCCUGGAUAAACUCUUGUUUGUCACCUCAACAAAAUUCUUGGAUGUGCCCGUCAUCAACACCCCUAUGUAAAUUAAGAAUUGACUUUGAACUUAUACUUUAAGCUUGAGAAGGAAGUCAUUGUAUGUUAUUUAACUGUUUAAUGUAUGUAAUAUGUAUGUAAUAUUUAUAAGGAAAACCAUGGACUGAAAUGUAUAAUAGAAAUACAUGUAUGAUAGACUAUUUCAUGUAUAAAUAGUUUAAACUAUUCAUGUAUGAGUAAAGGAAAGGGGAACUAAGGAACAUAGUUUUAUUUAUUAAGUUUGUAAUAUUUAUGAUAUGAGUUAUGGCAAUAUCAAUCUGAUUUAAAUACAGAAUAUUGUAAACUUGUUCCAUACAGUUAUUUCGGAUGUUAUAUGAAAUAUAUUUAAAGAUAUUUUUACUUCUUAAAUGCCCAUUUAACUGUACAGACAUUUUUCAUAACUUGGACGAUUAUCCUACAGUGUGUUGUAAUACAAGAUAAAUAACUGUCCAAAUUAUUAAAAAUUAUGACUAAUAAUGACAUCUACUUGUAUUAGCUGUUAGAAUUAUUCUAGGUACCUCUUUGUUAAUGACGUCAUCAAUACUACUUACUACCAGCUCUUACAAUAUGGCAUCUCAGCAAAUGCGUUAAAAUUAAGAGUUUUGUUUCAACCCCUUCCAAUUGAAAACUGCUAGGUUAUAUUCUGCGGGUGAUAAUCGUUUAAAAAAUCCUUAUUUUAGGGGUUUGGAAAGGUUUUAAAAAUUAAUUUGAAUAGUUGUUAUUGAAAUAGGUGAACCAUAACUGUUAAGUACUUUCAAACAAGAAAUGAACACUUAAAUUUACCCUAUCAUCGGUCACAUUAACUUCAAUACAUACUUUUAUUGUCUCUGUUCAGAGUAGUUAUCCAGUACAGCAAUGGUAUUGUCAAACAUAACACCCUCAACACAAUCCCAUGCAAAACUCAACGGUGAUUAAUCAAAUAAGCUAAUCGGUGUCAUUAACAACAUAACAAUGAUGUUAUACUGAUAUCGUCUUACAAGAAACCACCAACUUUAGACAAUAUUAAGUUUUAGAUACGUUUGUUAAAGAUUUAAAUAAAAAGAUGUCCGUUCUUGAUGUAAUAGUUAGUUUAGAAAUAGAUAAUGCAAAAUGAACAUAUCAAAAAUUUCAGUCAAAUUUAUUUUUUCUGAGCCAAGUUUGGAAUGUAAAAUAGUCUUGAUUGCCAAGUACCAUUGCUACGAUAAUAAACAAAGGCUUGAUAUUCAUUUUAAUGUUGAUACCUGGCUUGGAUGUUCUAAUCCAUUCAAUAGCAUGGCCAUCUGAUGUUCAAGAGACUUGAUUAUGGGCUUGUCGUGAAUAAAUUCUUAAUAAUAAUUUAUAUAACACAUAAAGCCAAACAAAAGAAGCCAUGCAAUAGACAGAUUUAGCUCUUACAUAAUGCCUCUAACACAUUUGAUAAUGCAUUAACUUCUUGUCAUACAGUAUGUUCUGUAUUAUGAUCAGAUUAUUUUAAUUUUUAUGUAGCUGAUAGUUUCAUUGAAUUCUUGCAUAUUUUUACCCAUGUCUUUCAUAAUGGCAGCUUUAGAAUGUUCACAAAUUCUAUUUAAACAAGGAUUUCAUUGAUGUAAUGCUUUGAUUAAUAUUUAUUUAAAACAGUUUAAAUUUGACUGACAACUUUACUUUGAACAAUUUCUGAGUAUUGGUUGAAUGAUAUGAUUUUAUACUUCAUCGGAUAUAUCAUAUUUUUGAAUCUAAAAACUACCAUGCUUUGAAAAUUGUAAAGAUAUUUUUAAUUAUUAUCGGACAAUGUUGGUGUCAACCGAUGUGAUAAAACUGGUUACACACAUUUCAAAUAUAAGUUUAACAGCUUUGCUUUACUUCUAGCUUUAUUAUUCAAACCUUUGUUACAGAUCAACCAUUACCAAGAAAAUGUAUGUUAUUGUUAAAAAUUAUAUUUGGAAUGUGGUUAAAUGGUUCUAUCAUUGACUAUCAAAUAUAUUAAAUUGGUAGACACCAACAUUGUCCUUUAAGUAUAAACUUUAGUGCAUAAUAAUAAUAAAAAUAAAACAUGAAAUACUAUUUUAGUGAAUACAACAAAAGCUGGACAUUAAUAGAACUCCACCCGACCCCUAUGAACUGAAUUAAUGUAAAAUGUAGAUAAAUAGUGAAUGUUUAUUUUUGAUAUGAUAAUCUGUUGGCCAUAUACAAAUUUUAUCAGUAGAUAACUCAAAACAGUCCAGUUGUUGUGUUUAUAAAAUGUUUGCAAUUUAAAAUAGAUAUAUUUUGUCUAUAGUUAAACAGAAUUGUGUUCACAUAUAAAAAGGUAUCAGGUAUUAUAGAGGUUUGUUUAUCUCCCAAAAGUAUUCUUAUUAAAUAUCAAUCGAAGUAAAUUGCAUGAAUGAUUGUGUGAAAAAAAUUAAUAAAAAUAUUCUCUUGGCGAUAGUAACAUCUUUUAUUGUUGACAAUGCCUAUUAUAGUGAGAGGACUAGUCUGAUGUUAAAACCCCAAAAAUAUUUUUGGGAACGGAUAUGUUUCUUGGUUACCAAAUUAAUUUGAGAUUUUUUUUCACUUUACAACUUAAAUUUUAGGUCAAAUUCUUAAGUUGCUCUUUUUACCGAGAAAAUGUAUUAACAUGUGUAGAGCCUUAUGUGUGCUCUGGCAUUCUUAUGAUAUUUCAUUUACCACAUUUUUGAACUGUGAAUAAAGUUAAUAUUUCAUGUAUUGUAUAUAUAGGAGAAUGCCAUUUUUGAUUUAGAGUGCCUUAUAUAUACUGUACUCAAUUAUGUUUGUAAAUACAAAUAUUGUUGAGAGCAUCUCUCUUUAUUUAAAUUUUGUUAAAGUCUUUAUUAUAAUGAAUUGUUUACCAAGUUAUGUUUAUAGUUGUAGACACAGAAAAAUGUUAUAUAAAGUUGUUUUUAUUUUGUUAAAAUUUUUAUUAAGAAAAUAAAAUUGAAAAAAAAAUAUAACAAAUAUAGAGUGACAACAGCCAAUUGUUUUUUUUUUAACAAACAAAGUUUACAGCCAAAAUUAAUGAACUCAAGCAUGUAAAGUUAUGGGUUUAAGAAAAUUUAUAAAGCUGGGGAUUCACAAAAUGUUAAACAAAAGGUUUUUUUUGUUGGAUAACAGUGAAAAUCUGUUCUUGUAAUUAAAAUAUUUUUUUUUUUUUUUUUUCUUUUUGUGAAUAAGGUCCUUUGAAAAAAACAACUUUGUAUUCAAAAUUUAAGAAAAAGAAUGAAUAAUGCAUUUCAUAGAAGAUUUAAAUGGAUUUGUUGGACAAAACUGAAAGUAUAGACAGAUUAAUAUUUAUUAAAAAUUUUAAUCCACUUCAGUUUGUUUUAUUUUAGAAAAAAUGCUUGUGUAUAUAUAUAUGAGCUAAAUAGUCAAACAAAUCAUCCCGGUUAUUUAUAAUUAAAAUUUGUUUAAUAUGACAGCAUAUUCUAUUGAGGUAGAAUUAUAUCAGAACUACAUGGUAUUAAGAGCAGUGCUGUAUCAAAACAUUCAUAAUAAUAUAAAUUUUUAUCCUGUGUGCUGUAACAGUUUUGUCGUUUCAUUUUGUUAAUUAUUGUAUAUAUGUCAUAUGUAUAAAUUAAUUCAUCAUCA